AUGCUCAUGAACCGCCUCCUCGAAGCAUGGGGCAUCGACCCGACAGCCGCGGGCGCCAACCAACCUGCGACCGAGGAAGCUGUGGCCAAGCUCAGCACGUUUGCGGCGGGGCAAGCAGCGACAACCGAGGUUGGCAUGGUCGUCGAUGGGAUCAAAGGCGAGGUCAUCUUGGUUCCCGCCAACUUUGGUCCGUGCGUGUCCUUGCUCAAAUCCGACCUCGUCGUCGCGACUCCCUUCAACGGCGCGUCUCACUUGACCUGCGACGUCCAGAGCAAGAUUGUACUGAUGGAGCGGGGGGCGUGUACCUUUGCCAACAAGAUCCUUCGCGCGCAGACCGCGGGGGCGGCGGCCGUCAUCAUCGUGCAGACCGCCGACGUCUGGCCGUACACGAUGACCGACUCGUCGGGCGAGGGCGUGGGCAUUACGAUUCCGGCCUUUAUGAUCAGCGCCAAGCAGGGCAAAGGCCUCGUCGAGUAUGUUGCCCAUCAUGCGACGAAAGCAACGAUCGAGGUCCGUCUCAAUGCGCGCGAGUGCGUGAUUUGCCAAGUCGAAGUCACAAACGGCAAUCAAGUGAGCCGCAUGCCGUGCCAGCACAUGUUCCACACCGACUGUCUCGCGCAGUGGCUGCAGAUCCGCAACAGCUGCCCCAUUUGCCGCGUCGAGAUUGCGUCCAAGAACGGCCGGGCCAAGACGGACGCGGACCGGAACUUUCUCUGGAGCGACUGGAUGUCCUAA
Saprolegnia parasitica CBS 223.65 is the source of this 735-nucleotide messenger RNA. RefSeq lists its product as hypothetical. The transcript is spliced from 6 exons. The record is from RefSeq and is a predicted model, not a curated record. The coding region runs from base 1 to 735 and encodes 244 amino acids. Lineage: Eukaryota; Oomycota; Saprolegniomycetes; Saprolegniales; Saprolegniaceae.